AUGGUGUGGUGUGGUGUGGUGUGGUUUGGUUUGGAGCAGAUCGGAGUGGUAUGGUGUGGUGUGGUGUGGUAUGGAGUGGUGUGGAGUGGUGUGGUGUGGUAUGGAGUGGUUUGGUAUGGUGUGGUGUGGUUUGGUUUGGUUUGGAGCAGAUCGGAGUGGUAUGGUGUGGUGUGGUGUGGUGUGGUGUGGUGUGGAACGGUAUGGAGUGGUAUGGUGUGGUGUGGUGUGGUGUGGUGUGGUAUGGUGUGGUGUGGAACGGUAUGGAGUGGUAUGGUGUGGUGUGGUGUGGUGUGGUAUGGUGUGGUGUGGAACGGUAUGGAGUGGUGUGGUAUGGUGUGGAGUGGUGUGGUAUGGUGUGGUGUGGUAUGGAGUGGUUUGGUAUGGUAUGGAGUGGUGUGGUAUGGUGUGGUGUGGAACGGUAUGGAGUGGUGUGGUAUGGUGUGGUAUGGUGUGGUGUGGUAUGGAGUGGUUUGGUAUGGUGUGGUGUGGUAUGGAGUGGUGUGGAGUGGUGUGGUGUGGUAUGGAGUGGUUUGGUAUGGUGUGGUGUGGUUUGGUUUGUGGUAUGGUGUGGUGUGGUGUGGUGUGGUAUGGUGUGGUGUGGAACGGUAUGGAGUGGUGUGGUAUGGUGUGGAGUGGUGUGGUGUGGUGUGGUAUGGUGUGGUGUGGAACGGUAUGGAGUGGUGUGGUAUGGUGUGGUAUGGUGUGGUGUGGUAUGGAGUGGUUUGGUAUGGUAUGGAGUGGUGUGGAGUGGUAUGGUGUGGUGUGGAACGUGGUGUGGUGUGGUAUGGAGUGGUGUGGUGUGGUGUGGAACGGUAUGUAGUGGUGUGGUGUGGUUGCAGCUACUGGCAGUUUGAGUAA
Molecule: messenger RNA, 858 nt
Organism: Labrus mixtus (cuckoo wrasse)
Lineage: Eukaryota; Metazoa; Chordata; Actinopteri; Labriformes; Labridae
Exons: 4
Coding region: 1-858 (285 amino acids)
Source: RefSeq, a predicted model, not a curated record